Molecule: messenger RNA, 2661 nt
Organism: Ornithodoros turicata
Lineage: Eukaryota; Metazoa; Arthropoda; Arachnida; Ixodida; Argasidae
Product: venom protease-like
Exons: 6
Coding region: 161-1048 (295 amino acids)
Biological process (GO): proteolysis
Molecular function (GO): serine-type endopeptidase activity
Source: RefSeq, a predicted model, not a curated record
GCCAUGUCGCCAACGGAACACUGGGCUAGUAGAUCCAUGACACAUUUGGAGGACCACGAGAGCGUUGUGAGGUGCCCAUGCUUAAAUACUCCUACCAAGAUCGAUUCCUGGCCAGAGAUCAUCAAUCGCCCCAUCGUGUCACACACCCCCGGAAGAGAGCAUGCGGUUUAUCCCUUCAUCUUCGUGCCUCACUCUCCUUAUCGGAGCUUCGGUUCUGGAUGGAAUCGGCUUCGCGGCGGCGCAAGCAACGAAUCGGCGGUGCGGCACCCGGCUAGUCAGACAGUCAAGAGUGGUUGGUGGCCGAACAGCUUACGACGGAGAAUUCCCGUGGCUGGUGUCCCUACUGUUCGUCCCAUCGCUGGGAGAAAGCAAGUGUGGUGGGACCAUAUUGAACGAACGUUGGAUUCUUACCGCAGCCCACUGCUUCUAUGGGUACACUAAAUCAGAGUUCGUCGUUCGUGUCGGUGAUUACAACCUGCGCCGGAAGGAAGGAAGGACUCCUGCGGUGACAAUUCCCAUUGACAGACUCGUCAUUCAUCCCCAGUACAGACAAAGCAAGAAGUACGACUAUGACAUGGCUCUGGUGCGUCUGAGUCGUGACAUUCGCUACACGCCUUACGCUCAGCCAGCAUGUCUGCCCGGGUCUUCGCUCGAACACACCGACGGAAUCAACGUCACCAUUGUCGGCUGGGGACAGCUAUCCGAAACUUCAGGGAAGACCCCACAUGUGCCACACAAGGCAUCCGUCACAGUAUUCAAGAACGAGCAGUGCAACCUUUGGCUCGCACAGCACUCCAUGAGACUGCUUAACAACCAUAUGUGUGCAGGAGUUCCCGAUGGAGGAAAGGACGCGUGUCAGGGUGACUCUGGAGGACCCCUGUUCGCUGUCCAGAGUCGGCGAUACUACGUUGUCGGCGUCGUAUCAGCGGGAUACGGUUGUGCACGGCCACGGACUCCAGGAAUCUACAACAGGGUGACCUCUUUCAUGCCCUGGAUCUUACGUCACAUCUCCGAGGAUGACAACGAAGACAACAUUGCCAGAUUCUGAUCAACAAAAAAAGACAAAAGUCGUCGGUCGGGUAAACGAAGCAUAACCAAAAACAGACGGACCGUGGGAGGUAUUUCGACCGCUGCUGACUUAGGCUACGUCGUUACUUCUUGUAAUCAACGCCCGGUUGUUUGCGUCUUUGUUCGUUUUCCCAAAUGCGAUGAAGCUUAAGUUAUUACUUGUUCAUGUAGUGUAGGUUUUCCAAUGCCCCAUCCUGCAAUUUUUUUUUUCUGUAAAUAUUUUAGGCGGCCUUUGCUUUAGGCGUUGGGUCUAGUCUAGUCCGCACAAAUAUGUCAAGGCAGUGCUAAUAUUUUCCUGUCAUGUCAAUAUAAGAAAACUGCUCUCGCCGCAGGUUGGAAAUCAGAUUCAUUAAUUCCCAGUGUAUUAUGAUGAGUUCGUGGUAUCGCCAGAAAAAUGGUUUCUUGAUGUCGAACACCAUCGUGGCUAAGCACGUGAUAUGCUAUACAAAGGCAUGCAUAAUCGUUGACGUGAUUGUAGUGGCACAUUACAUGUUCAAAGUUCCUAGACUUGCAUAAGUCACCGAGCUCGUGCUUGAAAACGAACUCUACGCAGCGUUGUGCGUUUCCAGCUGCAAAACUGCGAGUUAGGGCAUCCAUCUAUUAGCCUUACACAUACUUGCCCCUGUUCUCCUUAAUCUCUAGUCGGCUUUUUCUCUUUCGCAUGCACGUUAGGAAGGUGAAGUGCUGUCACUUUCUCAUACAGUGACAAGACGGUUGCCUGCAUAUGAUCCCCCACCCCCAAUAAGUUGCAGCUGCACGGUUCACUGCUCGACAUCCCGUACUUUCGAGGCAAUUCAAACCAAAUAAUGUUUCUGGCAUGAUAAGUAGAACAAAGCCCGUAAAAUUACUGGUGAUUUUUUUUUAUUUUUCUUGCAAAGCAACCUGUAUCCCGGUGCGUGGCGGUGUUUUGGUGCUUUAUGGCACAAGAGCGACAAAGGCCAAAUAGUGCGAAGACACAUGAUCUAUUCUUCGUGCUGUGUUUGCAUGUUCUGUGCUGGUUUGAGACAAGUAGGGUCUUAUGUGUGAUUGAUUUAAAAAAGCGAUGACUGUUUCUGUGAGGUACGUUACAUAUACUACAGUUGGUAAGAAAGAAGACAUAAGUGAGUUGUUAAAUUUGAAGUAAGGCACGGAAAGGUAUGUGGGAUAUACCCACAGCAAUAUCCCUAGUGCGUGGAAUUAUCGACAUGUUUGCUUGACCGUUGCUGUAGUUCCUCUUGACAUGUUGUCUGGUACAUCUACAAAUCUGAUGUUUUUUGGCACAACAACAGCGUAGGUACAAAUUUAAACUGUGGAACGUUUUCGUUGUUAGCAAAUCAUUUCGUCGUUAGCAAAAUCAUUUAUACGUUUUAUUCUUUUUGUGCAGUCGCACAGUUCGUACUGAAGCUUGGGACGGUGCCAAAGGCAAUGUGCAGUCAUCUUAGACACUGGCUAUUUACUAUUUACAUUACGACUCGCUGUGUAGAUAAUGUAAAUACCCACCAAGUCGGCUAUGUAAUAUUUAUUUACUUUUAAGGUAUUUAUGCUUGUAUGUAGUGUACAUACUUUCCUCUUAUAUUUCUUAAAGCGUAAUGUAUUUACAAACAUGCCCCUGAA